Panthera uncia (snow leopard) is the source of this 1882-nucleotide messenger RNA. It is a transcript of the gene DCAKD, whose product is annotated as dephospho-CoA kinase domain containing. Gene Ontology annotation, molecular function: ATP binding; dephospho-CoA kinase activity. The record is from RefSeq and is a predicted model, not a curated record. Lineage: Eukaryota; Metazoa; Chordata; Mammalia; Carnivora; Felidae. Gene Ontology annotation, biological process: coenzyme A biosynthetic process. The transcript is spliced from 5 exons. The coding region runs from base 219 to 914 and encodes 231 amino acids.
GCCCUCCCGAGGCCCCGCCUGCCCGCCGGGAGCCACCCAGUAAGCCCCUCUGAGAUUGGGCGAGCGACGGCGGCCCAGGCCGGGUCAGAGGCCUCGGGCAGGGCAGGUCGUUCUGGUGUUCCUGGGGCGGGCCAUCCCAGGCAGCCAAGCGUGCCCUACUCCGGUAAUUCCCCGCCUCCCGGCUCUGCAUUCUCGCUGGCCUCCUCUUUCCUGGGAAGAUGUUCCUGGUGGGCCUGACAGGGGGCAUCGCCUCAGGCAAGAGCUCGGUGAUCCAGGUGUUCCAGCAGCUGGGUUGUGCGGUGGUUGAUGUUGACGUCAUCGCCCGGCACGUUGUCCAGCCAGGAUACCCCGCCCACCGGCGCAUCGUGGAGGCCUUCGGCACCGAGGUCUUGCUGGAGAAUGGUAACAUCGAUCGCAAGGUCCUAGGGGACCUGAUCUUCAACCAGCCCGACCGGCGGCAUCUACUCAACACCAUCACCCACCCUGAGAUCCGCAAGGAAAUGAUGAAGGAGACCUUCAAGUACUUCCUCCGAGGAUAUCGCUAUGUGAUUCUGGAUAUCCCCCUGCUGUUUGAGACCAAGAAGCUGCUCAAGUACAUGAAGCACACAGUGGUCGUGUACUGUGACCGGGACACACAGCUGGCGCGGCUGAUGCGGCGGAACCACCUGAACCGCGAGGACGCGGAGGCCCGGAUCAAGGCCCAGCUGCCCCUGAAAGACAAGGCCCGCAUGGCCCACCACGUCCUAGACAACUCGGGGGAGUGGAGCGUCACCAAACGCCAGGUGAUCCUCCUGCAUGCUGAGCUGGAGCGCUCCCUGGAGUACCUGCCACUGAGGCUGGGGGUCCUGACAGGUCUAGCCGGCAUUGCGGGCCUCCUCUACCUGCUCGCCCGCUACCUCCUGCCCUCCCCCUAGCUGGGCACUCCCAGCGCAGGAGGCCCCAGGCCUUGAUCUCCUCAGAGGCUGAAGCAGGUAACAACUGCAUCCUGUUUCCUCCCUAGCCCCUCAGCACACACGCCCUCUGAAUCUGGGCUGAGCCCUGCACUGGGCCGACCCUUCUUUGGAGUGCAUCCUGUCUGAGGCAGAGAAACAACCCUCUGUCAGUAGAUACUCCUCCUCACCUUCCCUCGGGCCCCUCCCUCUGGAACCACGAAUGGUAUCCGUGAUGGGGCGUGAAAGCGAUGGUGGGAAACUGUGUCAAUUUCUUGGGGAUGCGGGUGAGAAGCACUCUCUGUGUGGCCAUCGGCAGUGUUUAAGCUGGGAGGUUCCCUGGGGCCUGAACCCUCUCCAAGCACAUGCCCCAUCAUGACCGAAACCUGCCACGUGGAGCAGGGAAAUAAUUUUGGACCAACGGCUGCCACCUUCGGACAGGAUUCUCUAGGUUGAAGCCCCGGGCCGGGAUGCAGUGAGAACUCCCUCGUAGGUAAUGCUGUAGCUGGGCCCCUCGGGGGAUGACCCACUGCCCCACCUUGGCGUUUCUCCCGCAUUCCCCACACCUGCUCACCACCUGCCACCAGUCUGCCUCCCACUCCGUGUCCUCUUUGCCCUGAACUCUUGGUAGCCCACACGCAGCAGGCCGUUUCUUGCCCCUGUGCCUUCUCUGUGCUGUUCCCUUACCUAGAAUACCUUUUGUUUCUCUGCAGUGGGUUAACUCCCAGCUCAAGCACCAUCUGAAGCCCCAGGCUGGGUCAGGUGCUCUGGGAUAGCCUCCUUCUCUCCCCUCCUCCGUGUUUUACUUUAAUCCACAGAACUGUAAUCCGCCAAAAGCUGGGUGGUCUCUCCUACUAGACUGUAAGCCCCUAGAGGGUAGGGACUGUUCAUCUCUGUGUUUCUGGCGCAGAACCUGACUUGCCGUGGGUGCUUAAUAAAGUGUUGAUCUGAAA